UGUGUUGGGUGGGUGGGUAAUUGAGCGACUUGCUGUGACCUGUAGUGUUUGUUGAGCACAGUGUAUAGACAGUUCUCAACAUGGGUGUCGUAACCAUGGUCGUAGCGAUAUAAGAGUGAUUAGAACUCGACUGUGGAUGUAUCGUAUUUGGAUGUUGGUAAAUGGCUGUGUCAUCGUGUUUAGCUGCAGGGUAUUCACGUAAAUGUAAUCUAUUAAUAUGUAACUUAGUUUUAGCCUCCAGUGGAAAUGGGUUUUUUUUGCGAUUGCAAUUUUCAGGUGCCGCGAGACAUUUUCAGUCCACUGCUUGACGAUUGCCUUGUCUGUCCGGCUGGGCUGGAGUCCAUGUCACGCACGCUGUGUCCAGGUUUAAUUGCUGCAAGUCCUCAUUGUUUGUGCCUCGUGUAUGUAGCGUCGUUUGAGUUGCUCAAUUAAAUUGUAGAUUUUACAUUUUACAUGAGGUGGUGGCUAAUGUGUUAUUGCAUAGAGCCAUUUGUCCCGUAACUUGAAACAUUGCCCGUGUUGUUUUGUAGCAAACGCUGCAUAUCGACGUUCUUCGUUUGAGUAGCGGUUUUUCAUUUUCGGUUUUAGGAGCCCCGAGCACAAUGGAAUAAUUCCGUUCACGACUAAAAGAAGCCGUGAUAUGAUCAAAACCACGGGAUAAUCACGUAGGUUUGGCUUUCAUUUUUUUCGUCGCCUUCCCCUCCUCCCCCCUUUUGUCUCGCCGCCCGUGGUACGGUCCAACAAAGCCCAGGGAUAGACUCCCUCGAGAAUGGAAGAGUCCAGCUCGAGUUUCUCUCGCUCACUUCCGGCCGCAUGGCAACACCCCUUGCCGACGUCCUCCACAUGGUAGCGCCCUGCUGCCUCACUCGGUCACGUUGCUCGCCUGGCCGCCCGCAAGCGCAACGCAGGGACGGGGGGAAACAUGGCAGACUGGCUGUCACCAUGGUGGAAUUAGCCGAAAUGGAAGCGUACGUUUUGGAGGACCUCUUAGAGGUGGAGUCCUUCAUCCUGGAGCAGGAGGACCUGGAGAGCACUGCCUCCAAGCUGCUGCUGUCCAGCGUGGCCGACGGGACGGACCUGCGCAGUGUCGACCCCGAGACACAGGCCCGGCUCGAGGCCCUGCUGGAGGCCGCCGGAAUUGGCAAACUGUCCACGGCCGAUGGCAAAGCCUUCACAGAUCCAGAGGUGCUGCGCCGCCUGACGUCGUCCGUGAGCUGUGCGCUGGACGAGGCGGCCGCCGCGCUCACCCGCAUGCGUGCCGAGACCGCCGCCGCCACGGGCCAGCCGGACAACCGGAGCCUGGCGGAGGCGUGCUCGGACGGCGAUGUGAACGCGGUGCGUAAGCUGCUGGGGGAGGGCCGUAGCGUGCACGAGACCACGGAGGAAGGCGAGAGCCUGCUGUGCCUCGCCUGCUCCGCCGGCUACUAUGAGCUCGCUCAGGUGCUGCUGGCGAUGCACGCCAACGUAGAGGACCGCGGCGUGAAGGGUGACAUCACGCCGCUCAUGGCGGCUGCCAGCGGCGGCUUUGUGGACAUCGUGCGGCUGCUGCUUGCUCACGGCGCUGACGUCAACGCGCAGUCCUCCACCGGCAACACGGCCCUGACGUACGCGUGCGCCGGCGGCUACGUGGACGUGGUGCGCGUGCUGCUGGAGGCGGGCGCCAACCUGGAGGACCACAACGAGAGCGGGCACACGCCGCUGAUGGAGGCGGCGAGCGGCGGCCACGUGGAGGUGGCGCGCCUGCUGCUGGAGCGCGGCGCCGGCAUCAACACGCACUCCAACGAAUUCAAGGAGAGCGCCCUCACCCUCGCCUGCUACAAGGGCCACCUGGAGAUGGUGAGGUUCCUUUUAGAGGCCGGAGCUGACCAGGAGCACAAGACGGAUGAGAUGCACACGGCUCUGAUGGAGGCUUGCAUGGACGGGCACGUGGAGGUGGCGCGGCUGCUGCUGGAGAGUGGCGCGCAGGUCAACAUGCCGGCCGACUCGUUCGAGUCUCCGCUCACGCUGGCAGCGUGCGGCGGGCACGUGGAGCUAGCGGCGCUGCUCAUCGAGAGGGGGGCCAACCUGGAGGAGGUGAACGACGAGGGCUACACACCGCUGAUGGAGGCCGCCCGCGAAGGCCACGAGGAGAUGGUCGCCCUCCUGCUCGCGCAAGGCGCAAACAUCAACGCGCAGACGGAGGAGACGCAGGAGACGGCGCUCACCCUGGCGUGCUGCGGCGGCUUCCUGGAGGUGGCCGACUUCCUCAUCAAGGCGGGAGCCGACCUGGAGCUGGGCUGCUCCACGCCGCUCAUGGAGGCCGCCCAGGAGGGCCACCUAGAGCUCGUCAAGUACCUCCUUGCCGCAGGGGCCAACGUGCACGCGACGACGGCCACGGGCGACACGGCGCUCACGUACGCCUGCGAGAACGGCCACACCGACGUGGCCGACCUCCUGCUGCAAGCCGGCGCCGACCUGGAGCACGAGUCGGAGGGCGGCCGCACGCCGCUCAUGAAGGCGGCGCGGGCCGGACACGUGUGCACCGUGCAGUUCCUCAUCAGCAAGGGGGCAGACGUGAACCGCGCCACGGCCAACAACGACCACACGGUGCUGUCGCUGGCUUGCGCCGGCGGCCACCUCUCCGUGGUCGAGCUGCUACUGGCUCACGGCGCCGAUCCCAACCACCGCCUUAAGGACGGCUCCACAAUGCUUAUUGAGGCAGCCAAAGGCGGCCACACGAGCGUGGUGUGCUACUUGAUCGACUACCCGCACAACCUGCUCUCAGCCUCACCCCCCGAGGCCCCCCAACUCACCCCCCCUCCCCAGGACCAGGGGCAGGUUGGUGCUCCCGUCUUUGCCCCGCGGGUGCCCAUGCAGGCCCUGCCCAUGGUGGUUCCGCCCCAGGAACCCGACAAGCCGCCCAACGACCUCCAGCAGAACCUGCCGGCGCGGGGAAAAGCUCCGGCAAAGCCCAAGCCCGGUGCCGGUCCGCCUUUGCCGGCGCCCAGCCCCGUCCCACCCAACCCUGACGUGGCCGCUACCGCCGCAGGGGGCUGCUGCUGCCACGUCCACACGCGGGCGCACCAGGCGGCGGCUGCGGCGGCGGCGGUGGCGGCCGGGGGCGCCCACCACACCGCCGCGCCGGCGGGGGUCCCGGGCGGCGGCGGCGGCGGCGGCGGCGGCGGAGCCGGCGGCGGCGGAACCGGAGGGCACGCGCAACAGUCGCCUGAGCGCAUCGUGGAAGAGGCGCAGGGCAAGCUGACGGAGCUGGAGCAACGGAUCCGCGAGGCCAUCGAGAAGAACGCGCAGCUGCAGUCGCUGGAGCUGGCGCAGGCGGAGCAGCUGACGCGCGAGCGCAUCGAGGAGCUGAGCCGCACGCGCGAGGAGCAGAUCCAGAAGAAGCAGCGCAUCCUGGAGGAGCUGCAGCGCGUGGAGCGCGAGCUGCAGCUCAAGACGCAGCAGCAGCUCAAGAAGCAGUACCUGGAGGCCAAGGCGCAGCGGCAGGCACUGCUGCAGCAGCAGCAACAGCUGCAGCAGCAGCAGCAGCCGGGGGGGGCGACGGGCGCCGCGGCGACCGCGCCCCCCAAUGGCGCGGCCGUUCAAACGCCGCCUCAGCAGACGCCGCAGCAAAUCCAGCUCCACUUGCACCAGCAGCAGCAGCUGCAGCAGUUGCAGCAACAAUUGCAGCAACAGCAGCAGCACCUGCAGCUGCAGCAGCAACUGUUGCAACAGCAGCUCCAGCAGCAGCAGCUGUUGCAGCAACAGAUGCAACAGCAGAUCCAGCAGCAGCAGCAGCAGGAGUCCACAGGCGGUACAACCACUCCGGAAACCGCCUACGCCCGCCUGGCGCAAAUGGAAGCCAUCUUGCCCAGGGAAGACGGCUCGCCCGCUCACCAGCACCAGCACCUGCCUCUCACGGCCGGCGGGGCGGCGGUACCGGGGGGCGGCGCCGGCGCCGGCGGCCUCCCCGCGGGCUUCGUGUCCCUGCACACGGCGCAGCCGCCCGGCGGCGCCACCCCCUUGGACGCGGCCGGCGUGCCCCCUGAGCUGGGCGGCAUGGGGGUAGGAGUCGGGGUGAGCGCAACGGGGCAGCUGGUGCUGGGCGAGACGGGAGAGGGCCUCAUGGUGGCGUGCCCCGCCCGCACGCUCACCGACACGCUCGGAGACAUCAUGGCAGCUGCCAGCGGCCGGCCCUCGGCCGUGGCCAACCCUCCCCCGCCGCACGGUGCCCUCGGCGGCUCCUCCUCCGAGCCGCAGACACCGGCGCCGAGCCCCAUCGUGUCCCCGCCGAUCCCUCACCCCUACAACCCCCUGGAGCUGGACGCACAGACGGAGAGCAACCACGACACCGCGCUGACGCUGGCCUGCGCCGGCGGCCACGAGGACCUGGUCACGGUGCUCAUCGCCCGCGGCGCCAACAUUGAGCACCGGGACAAGAAGGGCUUCACGCCGCUCAUCCUGGCGGCGACGGCGGGGCACGUGAACGUGGUGGAGCUGCUGCUGGACAACGGCGCGGACAUCGAGGCGCAGUCCGAGCGGACCAAGGACACGCCGCUCUCGCUCGCCUGCUCGGGAGGCCGGCAGGAGGUGGUGGAGCUGCUGAUCGCGCGCGGAGCCAACAAAGAGCACCGCAACGUGUCGGACUACACGCCGCUGAGCCUCGCCGCCUCCGGGGGCUACGUCAACAUCAUCAAGAUCCUGCUCAACGCCGGCGCAGAGAUCAACUCCCGGACUGGCAGCAAGCUGGGCAUCUCGCCGCUGAUGCUGGCGGCGAUGAACGGGCACACGGCCGCCGUGAAGCUGCUCCUCGACAUGGGCUCCGACAUCAACGCGCAGAUCGAGACGAACCGCAACACGGCGCUCACGCUCGCCUGCUUCCAGGGCCGCCACGAGGUGGUCAGCCUGCUCGUCGAGAGGAAGGCCAACGUCGAGCACCGGGCCAAGACGGGGCUGACCCCGCUGAUGGAGGCUGCGUCCGGCGGCUACGCCGAGGUGGGGCGCGUGCUGCUGGAGCGAGGAGCGGACGUGAACGCGGCGCCCGUGCCCUCGUCUCGUGACACCGCCCUCACCAUCGCCGCCGACAAGGGCCACUACAAGUUCUGCGAGCUCGUCAUCUCCAGGGGCGCGCACAUCGACGUGCGGAACAAGAAGGGCAACACGCCACUCUGGCUCGCGGCCAACGGGGGCCACCUGGACGUGGUGCAGCUCCUGGUGAACUCCGGUGCCGACGUGGACGCUGCCGAUAACCGCAAGAUCACGCCGCUCAUGGCCGCCUUCCGCAAGGGUCACGUGAAGGUCGUGCGAUACCUGGUUAAGGAGGUGAACCAGUUCCCGUCCGACUCGGAGUGCAUGCGCUACAUCGCCACCAUCACCGACAAGGAGCUGCUGAAGAAGUGCCACCAGUGCAUGGAGAUCAUCGUCCACGCCAAGGACCGGCAGGCGGCGGAGGCCAACAAGAACGCGUCCAUCUUGCUGGAGGAGCUUGACCUGGAGAGGUCUCGCGAGGAGAGCCGGCAGAAGACGCUCGCAGCCAAGCGGGAGAAACGCAAGGAGAAGCGCAAGAAGAAGAAGGAAGAGCAGAAGAGGAAGGCCGAGGAGCAGGAGGCGAAGAGCAAAGAGGACACGGAUGAAUCUCACAAGAGGGACGAUGGCCAGCAGAAGAAAGAGGAAGAAGAGGACGACGACGACGACGAUGACGACGAGGAAGACGUGGUCCCCCCGGAGCCCCCGAGCGCGACCACUACCACCACCAUCGGCAUCUCGGCCACGUCUUCCACGCUGUCAAACGCGCACGGCAAGCGAGCCGCCCUCAGCGCCCCCGCCGCCACGCCGGGCCCCAAGCGGAAGAACCGCACGGACGUCGGCGUGGCGGCACCGGCCACCUCUGCCAUGCUGGACAGCGGCUCGACGGCGACUCCGCAGUCCUCCUCCAUGUGCCCCACGCCCGUAAUCAACGGCGAAACCAAGGCAGGCGAGGUGACGGGCGGAGGCGGGUGCGGCGGCAUCGGCGGAAUCGGCGGCAGCAGCAGCUGCAGCAGCAGCAGCAGCAACGGCACGGUGUGCAGCAGCAGCAGCAGCGGAGAGGACUCGAUCGGAGUGGCGGGGAAGGCCGGCAAGGGCAAGGAGCGCAAGCGGAACAAGGCCAACGCGGCCGGAGCGGACCACGAGGGGGACGGCGACAGGAAGGCCGUCGGGCCGAUGGGCACCCAGAAGCACGCCGUCACGGCGCUGGAGGUGGCCGGAAUGCUGGCUGGCGCCGGCGGCGUCGGCGGCCUGCACGCGGUGGCCACGGUGGCGGCGAGCCUCAAGGCCGGCGUGGGUGCGACGCCGCUGUCCUCGCCCAACAGCAAGCUGAACCUCACGAGCCCCAAGCGGGCACAGAAGCGCGAGGACGGCUGGAAGGAGGUCGUGCGGAGGUCGAAGAAGGUGGCCGUCCCGUCGACGGCCAUCGCGCGGGUUAUCGGGCGCGGCGGCUGCAACAUCAACGCGAUCCGCGAGUUCACGGGAGCGCACAUCGACAUCGACAAGCAGAAGGACAAGGCCGGCGAUCGCAUGAUCACCAUACGGGGGGGAACGGAGGCCACGCGCCAGGCGACGCAGCUCAUCAACGCUCUCAUCAAGGACCCAAACCAGGAGAUCGACGCGCUGCUCCCCAAGAAUCGCGCCACCGGCAAAGGCAGCUGCUCCUCCAAGGGCGUGGGAUCGGGGGGCGCCAUCGGCGGCGCAUCGGGCAAGAACACUCAGGUGAACGCCACCUCCGCCGCCUCCCUCACCUCCGUCUCGUGUGCCACCACGGGGACAAGCGUCACCGUGACGACCACGAUGACGGUGGUGGCCACCAGCGCAAAGGGGCAGCAGCAGCCGCAGCACAAGCCGCCCACCUCCGCCUCGGCGAGCGUCGGAAACUCCCCGGGCGGCGCCAACCAGGGAGUGCGCCCGUCGUUCCCGGUGCCCAUCUCGCUCUCGUACGCCAGCCCGCCCUUCCCGCACGCCCACGCGCUCUUCGCGGCGCAGGCCUUCCAGCACCCGCGUCUCCCCGUCGCCCACUUCGGAGGCAGCGCCUGGGGCCCCUUCCCCGUACGGCCGGCCGUUUCCGCGGCCUCCCCGGCCUCGGGCGUCCCCAGCCUCGCCGGAGCCUCUGGCCUGCCGGCGCUGGCGGGCAAGCCCGGCCUGUCGCCGGCCGCGGGCAACGUGCUCGCCGCCGCGGGGUCGACGCAUGCCACCUCGAGCAGCCCGAAGCACAGCUCUGUCCGCAAGCAGCUGUUUGCCAACGCCACUGCCGUCACGGCGACCGUCACCUCGGCCGCCCCCUCCUUCGUCACUGCCUCCACGACCACUGCCUCCACGGUCUCCGUGACCACGACCUCCGUCGCCACGCCCACCACACGCCCGCAGCCGAGCGGCGUCAACGUCGCCGCGUCGGCCACCAGCAGGCUUCCCGGCAACUUGCAGUCGUCCUCUUCCCCGUCGCCCACACCCCAGCAUGCCGCCAACGCGUCCGCCAAUGUUGGCAAUCAGCCGUCUGUGGCAACGCAGCAGCAGCAACAGCAGCAGCAGCAGCACCAGCAUAAGAACGCGCAGGCCCCAUCGGUUGCCACGCACGGUCAUCCUGUGGCUGCAGUGAGCGUGAAGGAAGCGAAUUCGAGAGAAGCGCCCCCGCCAUCCAUGACCACUGCCUCGGCUCACCCGCCCCAGAUGGGCUUCUCGUCGGGCAGGGCGCCCACACCCCAGCUGGGCACAGCGACCGUGUCCAGCUCCUCCUCGGCUCACGUUGGCAAUAACCCUACCUCCACCUCCGCCCUCGGAAACCAGAGUUCUCCGGACGUUCUCCGACAACCCCACCCGCAGUCCGUCCAGCAGCCCGCGCCCAGGGCGGUGGCGGCACCGCCGCCCGUCAGGGUCACGGGGCCAGCGCCGGCGCCGUCCGUCUCCGCCCAGCCGCAGAUGGCGCAGGGCAUCAACGUCCCGUUCGGCGUGGCCCAGCCACCCCCGCAGUCCGCUCAGACGACCCCCGCGUCGUCCGCCCAGCCGCUCCAGACCGUGGCUCCGCCGCCGCAGCAGCAGCAGCAGCAGCAGCAGGCGAGUGCGGUGCGCCCCAUCAUGCACGUGGGCGCCGGUCACUACCAGACGGAGCAAGGCGCCGCGCAGCAGCAGCAGCAGCAACAGCAGCAGCUCCAGGCAGCCGCGUCGGUGCAGCCGGGCCCCAUCCAGCGGCCACACAGCGUCCCCUCGGCCUGCAUGUCGAGCCAGAGCCACGCGGCCAUGGCGGCGGCGGCGGCGGCAGCCCAGGGCACCUGCGCCUCGGCAGGCGUCGCUCCUUCUGGCGGCACCUCGGCGAGUUCCAUGCCCCCCAGCUACCCAUCCGUGCCCCUGCAGCAGUACAGCCCCUUCAGCGGGAGCUACUUCGACCCGACGCACCUCAACACCGCGGGCGGUGGCUCCUCGGCGGCGGCCGUGGUCGGCGCGGCCAACGCGGCGCCCCCGUCGUGCGGCCCCAGCUGGGGGGCGGGCAGGUCCAUCAGCACGCCCGAGCCGAUGCUGGCGUCCGGCGGCCAAGUGAACGCCGCCGCGGUCAACGCCAACGCCUACCUGAGCGCCAGCGCCGUGCUCAGCCAGUCGGAGCCCUCGCUGGCGGCGGAGGCCGCUGCCAAGGCGCCGGGAUUCAGGCCCGCGGGACCAAGGCCUACGCUGAGCCCGACCGGACUCAUGAGCCUGGAGGCCCAGUUCCACCCCGGAGCGGCUCCGGGAUCCGUGCCGGUGCGAGGCCCACCUGGAUCCGGCAUGCCUCUUGGCACGGGACCAGGGCAGCAGUUUGUGCCCGGCCCGGCAGCAGGUCAGCAAAAGCCCGUCGGGAGCGGCGGGCAGGACCGCAAGGUGCCCACGCCGAUCGGCACGGAGAGGCUGGCUCGCAUCCGACAAUCGAGCAACAUGACGCAGCUGGGGCCCGGCAUCGGGGCGGGCAUCGCCAACCCCCACGGAGGCAUCUGGAGCUUCUCCAACACGCUUGGACUGCGGCAGAGUUGGCCGGAGAGGGCCCACGUUUACACGCGACAAGGUGAGAACAUGUCGGACUGGUCGCAGACGCCCGUCUUCCGUCACCGCCCGCCUAUGGACCCCUGCGUCUAUAACCAGCACCAGCCGAUGGAGAGGGACAACACUGGAGUGAUCAACCCUUCAAAUUUCCAGCCAAUUCCAGGGAACUACAUGGACUUUCAAAAGGCUGGGACUCUCCCCAUGUCGCUGUACGGGGGGGCCCUGAUCCGCCCGGGCAUGCCAAUGAUGGACGGCUCGAUGCCCGGCGUGUUUGGGGGGCCCCGGGGAGGGGGGCCCUGCCCGGGGGGCGCCGACCCCAACUGGAGCCCCCUCCUCAAGGUGGUGAACCCGGCCGACGCCGGCGCGGCCCAGAACCAGCAGAUGUGGCCGGGGCCCUGGGAGGCCCACGUUAACAGCCUGCACCUCAACCACAUGGGAUAAAGAUAAACAAAAAGCCCCAAAAGCGUUCCCACUGCUGUCCGCAAAUCCCUGCCCGUCUCUCUCCGACGACGCAUACAGGAGCACAUUCUCCGCCGGUUACUUCAACAAAGCCUGUACGUGGAACCACCCAGGGUUUUGAUGGUUUUCAUUUGCUGCUGUUUGUCCUGACAUCUGCAAAAAAAAAACCGUUUUUUUUCAUUUGUUAUUUUUUAUUUUUUUUAUUUUACACGAAAAGUUACCAGUGAUUCGGUUAAAUUUUUUUCCGUGCCGUUGCCCCCCGCUGAAUUUCUAGCACAAGACGGGCUUCACAGAUUUUCAGCUGCCCAGACGAAAAUAGUGAGUCAAGGAACCCCCUCUGUAGCGAGAGAGAGGGAGAGUGAACAGGGAACGGCAAAAGGGGGGGGCACCCUUGAUGUUAUUCGCCUGAGAUAAGUUGCAUACGAUUCGAGUGGAGUAUCCUGCUCACUUAUAACCAGAUUAAAGAUGACGUAGCGCAAGGAAAGGGAGGGAGGGAUGUAAGGUUAAGGAUUUAACAUUUAACUUAGAUUGUUGAAGCGGUGUAUGAUGUACCGUUUACACACACAUGAGUUGGCGAACGUUGAGUUUAAGAGUCGGCCUCUAGGGACUCUGCUCUGUGUAGACAAGACACUUAAAUGUGAAACUAUUUACCUUCAUGUUCAUUAAACGUGGAAGAAGUUCAUGCAUAAAA
Molecule: messenger RNA, 10162 nt
Organism: Petromyzon marinus (sea lamprey)
Lineage: Eukaryota; Metazoa; Chordata; Hyperoartia; Petromyzontiformes; Petromyzontidae
Product: ankyrin repeat domain-containing protein 17-like
Biological process (GO): innate immune response
Cellular component (GO): cytoplasm
Molecular function (GO): protein binding; RNA binding
Source: RefSeq, a predicted model, not a curated record